AUGAGGAGGACAAUUUUGAUAAUCAACGUUAUCUUCCUCGUGGUCAUCGCAACAACAGGCGAUGUUGCUAAAGCCGAGCAUGAAGAUGGCAUCUUUCCGUUGAAAAAAACAGUAACAAUUACCAACACACUGGAGAGCAAGGCGCAACUAAAGUUACAUUGCAGGUCAAAAGAUGACGAUCUUGGGGUUCGUCAUUUGGGAUAUAACCAGAGCUCUCGUUUUAAGUUUAGGACAGAUAUAUUUUUUCGAACCCUGUUCUACUGUUCCUUUGAAUGGCGAGCUGGCGUUCCAGGUGGCGGCAAGGUUCAUUGGGACGAGGUUUAUAAUGAUUGGGAAAUGAACUGUAUUGCUUGUAAAUAUAUUGUUAAGCCCUUUGGGCUUUGUAAGUUCAACUCGCAAACACAUCAGUAUGACAAGUGCGGUUUUUGGAAGAAUGAGCAUUAG
Messenger RNA from Linum tenue, 444 nucleotides. NCBI's taxonomy places the organism in Eukaryota, Viridiplantae, Streptophyta, Magnoliopsida, Malpighiales, Linaceae. The record is from the annotation of a GenBank genome assembly.